CCGCCUCCUCAGAUGACGCAUUUUCCGCCAAGAUGGUCGUCGGUGCCUUUCCGAUUGCAAAGCUGCUCUAUCUGGGCGUACGACAAUUGAGCAAACCAGUGGCUAACAGAAUAAAAGCAGGCGCGCGGAGAAGUGAAUUCUUUAAGAAUUAUGUCUGCCUUCCUCCGGCCCAAGCAUAUCACUGGAUGGAGAUGCGAACAAAGAUGAGAAUUAUGGGUUUCCGUGGCUCCGUCAUCAAACCUCUAAAUGAAGAGACCGCUGCAGAGCUUGGAGCAGAGUUGCUCGGUGAAGCUAUCAUUUUCAUCAUUGGCGGAGGUUGCAUGGUUUUUGAGUACAGCCGUCAGGCCACCAACUCCAGACGCAAGGAAGAGGAGCUUGCACAAACCAUUAGCAAUCUUCAGACACACCUAGGAGAGCUUGCACUAGCCACAGAGACACUGGAUGCCCAGAUUAGAGAGGUUAAUAGACUUCUGUUGUCCCUCCCAGCGGCUCCAAGUACCAAGUAACAAUGUGCAUCACUAAAAUACACCCUUUCUAAGAAGGGCAAAGAACAUAUCAGUAGUGGUGCAGCACUGUCAUAUAUAUAUAUAUAUAUAUAUAUAUAUAUAUAUAUAUAUAUAUAUAUAUAUAUAUAUAUAUAUAUAUAUAUAUAUAUAUAUAUACAUACAUAUAUAUAUAUACAUACAUACACACACAAAGUCUUGGUUAAGCCGUCCCACACACACACAAGGAAACUCCAGGCUAUAUAAACGAGGAAGGAACGGAGAGUUUGUGUGUGAUUGAGUGACUGGCCACCAGUAUAACACAAUUAAAGCUUCCUAUUCAUUAUUUGUGUGGUUGGAUGAUGCUGUUUUCAAUCGAAAGUUCUAGUUUUUUGAUGACACUGUUAAACCAUUGCCACCGUUUGACCACUUCUUAUUCUGCUUAUCAGUUUGGAGGUUAUUUCAUAACAUUUUCUUCAUAUAAGAUGCUGAUGGAGUUGGGCAUUCAUCAUUUAUUAAUGAUUUGAAAAUGCACUUUAAUUUUUGAUACUUGAAUGACAAAUUCCAUAUGGUAAAUAUGGAUGUGUCCCUCAAUAUAGGAAACAGGGAGCCCAUCUCUGUGUGUCCUGCAAGAAAACCCCUAUUACAGUAAAUUACUGCUGUGCUUAAUAUGGCGUGUAUAUGGGUGUAUAAUUAUGAUUGUAAAAUAAAGUGAAAUAUUCUGA
Messenger RNA from Cyprinus carpio (common carp), 1207 nucleotides. Its product is annotated as outer mitochondrial membrane lipid metabolism regulator OPA3. The record is from RefSeq and is a predicted model, not a curated record. Gene Ontology annotation, biological process: regulation of lipid metabolic process. Lineage: Eukaryota; Metazoa; Chordata; Actinopteri; Cypriniformes; Cyprinidae. Gene Ontology annotation, cellular component: mitochondrion.